Molecule: messenger RNA, 3234 nt
Organism: Ceratosolen solmsi marchali
Lineage: Eukaryota; Metazoa; Arthropoda; Insecta; Hymenoptera; Agaonidae
Product: putative GPI-anchored protein PB15E9.01c
Exons: 11
Coding region: 350-3091 (913 amino acids)
Biological process (GO): protein dephosphorylation
Molecular function (GO): protein tyrosine phosphatase activity
Source: RefSeq, a predicted model, not a curated record
GUCCCUUUGGGAUUCGAGCGCGAGGGGCGUGAGUCUCGACGUCGGCGAGUUCGACGUCGAUCCGACGGCCGGCAGGUGGCAGCACCUGGCGGCGUCGCCGCUCUCUCGCGCCCUCGGCUUCCUUUGUAUGUUUUGACAGUGGCAGCGGCGCGCGUCAGUCCACGUUUAAUCGCGCAGGGCGUCGCGCGCGCGGAUCCCCACCGCGAUCUCGCUCACCGCCGUGCCGUCGUCGCCAUGGCAGCGCGUGUUGUGGAUGCGUCCUGAGGAUGUCGUCGCCGACGCUGUACCAGGAGCCGAGGAGGUAUGUGCCGGAUGAUCGGCGAGGAUAAAAAGCGGCACGACAGUGAUCAUGGAAGAUGAUCAAAGAAUUAUCCGAAUUUCUCUAGAGAAAAUACAACUCGCACCAAUAUUCUGGACAUAUUUCUGUCUGCUACUCAUGCUGAGCGGAAGCUUAUCUGCAAUUCAGGACAAUUCCUAUGGACAUGGGACAGAGGAAAAGACAGCGAAUUUAGGGGUGACCGAAGAAACGAGCCUUGUGUCGUCUUCGCAAGGAACGAGUAACACUAUUCCCGAGGCCGAGGAGAGCACCUCGGAGAUUUUAAGAAAGUAUGGUGGGAAGAAAGUUGAGACGAGUGCUCAGGCCGAGCAGGUGGAGAAACCUUAUGGGUACACCAGGUCGCAAAGUCCUAUUGAUGAGAGGGAAACGAAGGCAAAUGUAACCCACAGCGAUAUCCUUGACAACGACAUUCACCAAUCAAAGCGCUCGGGCGUCUCUGUUUCUUCAUCUGUCGACACCUCGAGCACGGAGUCGACGACUCAAAGCGACAUCAGGCCUGAAUCACAAUCAGAGAGCACCGGCCUCCUCUCCAAUACGACGUUAUUUAACUCGACCGAAUCCUUCACCUUGAAUGGCGAUACCGAUUCGACGUCCAUGCUCGAUAAAACUAUAACGUCUGCUGAUCAAAUAAGUCAUACUACUUCUCAGGAACUACAAGAAAAAAAUACUGAGAUCUUUACUUCCCAAAAUGGUAAUUCAUCGUUAACGAGAGAUACAUCGACAAUGUCAAUAGCAUCGGUUGCAACGAUGCCAACGAUGUCAACGAUGAAUCAGUCCGAGAUAUUGAGUACCGACAGUACUAAUAUUCCUUCAACAAUCAUAGAAUUAACGACUACUCAACAGGAAGAAUCUCCGAUAACCGUCAUUACUGCUACUACUACUACUAGUACUACUUCUACUACCACUACUACUGGUACUACUCCAACGCCAAUGACGCCGUCCUCGACAACGACCCCGGUGACAACGUCCUCGACGAUAGCGACGACAGAAGCGAUUAUCUCAACGACAAUUCCAACAAUGACGAAAGAGCCAACAACAGCAUCAACGGCCCCAUUAACAAAAUCAACGUCAGUAUCGACGACAACUACACCAGUGAUAAUAAUGCCUACCAAAUCUUCUAUAAAAACGCGAUUGACGACAAAGAAGAUGACAACAAUGUUAAGGACGGUUGUAACCCCAAAGACGAUUUCAACAAGUUCAGAAAAUUAUGGCUCGUUGAGUACUUGGCCAGACGAAAAUUUGGAGAACACGAUCGAUGUUAUUUCCCCAACGCUCUCAACCGAAGAUAUAACUUUGCUAAUCAGAAUUAUAUUUGAGGGCAGUUGGUACGAUGUCUGCUCAAAGUUACCAGCCUUACGUCUGUCUUUGGCCGAAUUAAUUAACAACAAUGUGGAAAAGACGAUAUCUCAAAGGCAAAUUAUUUUUCAUCAAACUCAGUGUACGGAUAAUUUGAUACCGGCGUCUUUAGUGUCAGACAUAUCACCGUUAACCUCCGUACUGGUUUAUAUAGUCGACGAGAGUGGCCACUUUGACGGAACAUUAACAAACAUUCUGCCGAGUUUAUAUCAAAUGUCUCCCAUUGACUUCCCAUUAAAAAUCCAUAGCUUUCAACUGGUACCCGAAGCCGAUUCGAGUAAUGCGAUUGCUGUCAUAAUUGUAUCUUGCGUCGCAUUUAUCUGUUUAAUUUUAUUGGCUGGCUUAUUGUUCAUAAUGAGAAAACGACAAGGCCGUUUCAAUUAUGGCGAACGCUGUCGUCCCGUAUCAUUGGAUGCAUACAGCCUCGAUAGCGUAUCGGCUUACAACAGCGUAAGGCGCAACAAAGGUGCGCUGAGAUCAUCAAAGCGCAGCUACGGCAACCCGACUUUCGAAGAUUCCAGCGCCAUUCCCACCCGAUCGCUCAACUUUGCCGCUCUCGAGACAUUCUGCGCCGACGUGACGGCCGUAGACGAGGAGUUCGCCGGCAUUCCGCAGGUUUCCUCGAAGAUAGACGAGUUGCCGCCUGGGGCGGAGCUGAAGAAUCGAUACGCUAAUGUGAUACCGCUGCCGGAAACGCGAGUGCCUCUCCUUAGACUCAACAACGACCCACUAACCGAGUAUAUAAACGCGAGCUACAUACGGGGCCCGAAAAACGCCGGGAAAUUCUACAUCGCCUGCCAGGCACCGACCGAGAGCACCGUCCCCGAUUUCUGGCGUAUGAUCUGGGAGCAACAGUGCAGGGUGAUAAUAAUGCUGACGGACCUCGUGGAGAACGGGGCGGAGAAGUGUAGCGAGUACAUUCCGCCGCUGGAAGUGAGCGACUGCCAUAGGUUGUACGGGGAUUAUCAAGUGACGCUGAGGAAGCGGGAAGCCAAAGAGAAGUACGCCAUUUCUACGCUUCACCUUAAGAAUCUGGAAAAGAACACGUUCCGCGAAGUCUGGCAUAUCUGGUAUCUCUGGCCGGCGAAUGGUAUACCGGCGGACGGAGCCGGACUGAUCGCCGUUCUUCUGGAGGCGCGAGCCUUGCAGCGCAACGCCACGGGGCCGAUCGUCGUGCACUGCAGCCCGGGCACCGGUCGCACCGGGACUUUGAUAGCCCUCGACUUGGGAAUUAGACAAUACGAGAUGACUCGAACGGUCGACGUGCCUAGAGUCGUCUACACGAUAAGGAGGGACCGAGCCGGGGCUGUCCAAACGCAGGAGCAGUAUGCUUUUAUAUACAAGGGACUUCAUUUAUACGCUAGUAAGCUCGCAGGCGGAACGAUCGAAUCGACUUGAGCAUAUAAAAUAAUUGGGGGUACGACAUAGGCGCGACCCUUCGUUAAUAGUGGAACGGCAAGUUAUUUUCUUGUACUACUUAUUGUGAUACAAUAGCUUCGAGUGUGAAAAAAACGUCGAUUAAGAAAAUCAUUUUUUUUUUU